Drosophila nasuta is the source of this 3246-nucleotide messenger RNA. RefSeq names its product catenin alpha (gene alpha-Cat). Bases 166 to 2898 code for a protein of 910 amino acids. Gene Ontology annotation, molecular function: cadherin binding; actin filament binding; beta-catenin binding. Gene Ontology annotation, biological process: cell migration; cell-cell adhesion. The record is from RefSeq and is a predicted model, not a curated record. The transcript is spliced from 12 exons. Lineage: Eukaryota; Metazoa; Arthropoda; Insecta; Diptera; Drosophilidae. Gene Ontology annotation, cellular component: actin cytoskeleton; catenin complex; adherens junction.
UUUUUUUUGAAUUGAUUAUUCACCUAAGUAUCGUUACUCUACGUAUACCGAAAGAUAUCGACACUUCCAAAUCGAUUUUUUUUUUAUAAAAUAAGGCGUCGUCUUUAUAGACGAAAAAAUAAUUCGAGCGUCUGAUUGUGUCAAAUAUAAAAAACAUAUUUCGAAAUGGCGUUAUCAGAUUUUGGACAAAUAGCCUUAAAAUGGGACCCAAAAAAUUUGGAAAUCCGUACAAUGUCUGUGGAGAAAACAUUAGAGCCUUUGGUAUUACAAGUGACAACACUAGUGAACACCAAAGGUCCUAGCAAAAAAAAAAAAGGAAAAUCAAAACGAGCUAGCGCACUAGUUGCAGCAGUUGAAAAAGCCACGGAAAACUUCAUUCAAAAAGGAGAACAAAUUGCGUAUGAAAAUCCAGACAUUACUCAGGAGAUGUUAUCAGCGGUAGACGAAGUGAGGAAAACUGGAGAUGCAAUGAGUCUGGCAGCAAGAGAAUUUUCAGAAGAUCCAUGCAGUUCAUUGAAACGCGGAAACAUGGUGCGGGCAGCUAGAAAUUUACUUUCUGCUGUCACACGAUUACUAAUAUUGGCUGAUAUGGUUGAUGUUCAUUUAUUGCUUAAGUCUCUUCAUAUUGUUGAAGAUGACCUCAAUAAACUGAAAAAUGCAUCUAGCCAAGAUGAACUCAUGGACAAUAUGAGACAAUUUGGUCGCAACGCUGGAGAACUUAUAAAACAAGCAGCAAAACGUCAGCAGGAGCUAAAGGAUCCUCAAUUGCGAGAUGACUUGGCUGCUGCUCGUGCAAUGCUAAAAAAACAUUCCACAAUGCUUCUAACCGCAUCCAAGGUCUAUGUUCGACACCCAGAAUUAGAUUUAGCCAAAGUCAACCGGGAUUUCAUUUUGAAACAAGUUUGCGACGCAGUAAAUACGAUUAGUGAUGUAGCACAAGGAAAAUCAUCACAACCUACUGAUGUUUACAGUGGCGCUGGGGAACUAGCUGCAGCCUUGGACGAUUUUGAUGAAGGCAUUGUAAUGGAUCCCAUGACUUAUAGUGAGAAACGGUCACGUCAACUGCUUGAAGAACGUCUCGAGAGUAUAAUCAGUGCAGCAGCAUUAAUGGCCGAUGCAGACUGUACGCGAGACGAGCGCAGAGAAAGAAUUGUAGCGGAAUGUAAUGCUGUGCGUCAAGCUUUACAGGAUCUUCUCUCUGAAUACAUGUCAAAUAUGGGCCAGAAAGAUAAUACAGCAGGACUGGAUCGCGCAAUUGAUCAAAUGUGUCGUAAAACGAGAGAUCUUCGCAGGCAGUUACGUAAAGCUGUUGUUGACCACGUGUCCGAUUCGUUCUUAGAAACGACAUCUCCUUUGAUUGACUUGAUUGAAGCUGCCAAGUCAGGGAAUGAAAAGAAAGUCAGAGAGAAAGCUGACAUAUUUACUAAACAUGCUGAAAAGCUUGUUGAAGUUGCCAAUCUCGUGUGCAGUAUGUCAAAUAACGAAGAUGGAGUAAAAAUGGUCCGAUACGCUGCGGCCCAAAUUGAAAGUUUGUGUCCCCAAGUAAUUAACGCAGCAUCAAUUCUUACGGUUCGACCUAACUCUAAAGUUGCCCAGGAAAAUAUGUCCGCUUAUCGACAGGCAUGGGAAGUGCAAGUUCGAAUUUUGACAGAAGCCGUUGAUGAUAUUACGACUAUUGAUGACUUUUUAGCUGUAUCGGAAAAUCAUAUUUUAGAAGAUGUCAACAAAUGUGUAAUGGCUUUACAAGUUGGCGACGCUAAAGAUUUACGUGAAACAGCGGGAUCUAUACAGGGCCGAUCGUCACGUGUAUGCAAUGUUGUUGAAGCUGAAAUGGAUAAUUAUGAACCAUGUAUUUACACCAAACGAGUCCUAGAAGCAGUCAAAGUUCUUCGAGAGCAAGUUAUGAUCAAAUUUGAGCAGCGAGUUGAUGCUGCCGUCGAAGCUCUAUCUACCAAUUCAAACAAAGAUGUUGAUGAAAACGAUUUUAUUGAUGCAUCGCGCUUGGUUUAUGAUGGAGUUCGAGAAAUUCGCCGUGCGGUGUUAAUGAAUAGAAGCUCAGAGGACUUGGAUACAGACACCGAAUUUGAACCAGUUGAAGAUUUAACGUUGGAAACUCGAAGUCGAUCGAGUGCACAUACAGGAGAUCAGACCGUUGACGAGUAUCCAGACAUUAGUGGUAUUUGCACAGCUAGAGAAGCAAUGCGUAAAAUGACAGAAGAAGAUAAGCAAAAGAUUGCCCAACAAGUCGAGCUAUUUCGAAGGGAAAAACUUACUUUUGAUUCCGAGGUCGCAAAAUGGGAUGACACCGGCAAUGACAUCAUUUUCUUGGCAAAACAUAUGUGUAUGAUAAUGAUGGAAAUGACAGAUUUUACAAGAGGUCGCGGCCCUUUGAAGACUACUAUGGACGUUAUCAAUGCUGCUAAAAAAAUAUCCGAAGCCGGCAAUAAACUUGAUAAGUUAACCCGUGAGAUAGCUGAGCAAUGCCCUGAAAGCAGCACUAAAAAAGACUUGUUAGCAUAUUUGCAACGUAUCGCAUUGUAUUGUCAUCAAAUUCAAAUAACUUCAAAGGUCAAAGCAGAUGUACAAAACAUUAGUGGUGAAUUGAUCGUGUCUGGGCUGGAUAGUGCCACAUCAUUAAUCCAAGCAGCUAAGAAUUUGAUGAAUGCUGUUGUACUCACUGUGAAGUACUCCUAUGUAGCUUCCACAAAAUACACCAGACAAGGCACCGUUACUUCUCCAAUUGUGGUAUGGAAAAUGAAAGCACCAGAAAAAAAACCAUUAGUGCGUCCUGAAAAACCUGAAGAAGUUCGUGCUAAAGUUCGAAAAGGAUCACAGAAAAAAGUGCAAAAUCCAAUUCAUGCGUUAUCUGAAUUCCAAAGUCCCGCAGAUGCUGUAUAAAGGCAGAUAUUUCGAACAAUUAUAAAAUAUAUAUAUUCCUAUCAAUACGUGAAUUUAAAAUAAAAAAUGUAUUUCUGCUGUUAACACACUCUAAAUUAUACUUAUAUGCUUCAUUAUCAGAAUUACAUAAUUUGUGUAGCGAUAAAUAAGUUAUGUAUACAGGUAGAAAAUAUUUCAUAAGUGCUUGCAUAUAUGAAGAUGCCUACAUAUGUCAAUAAUUUUUCAAUAUUAAAAAGGCAAGCUAAAAAAAAACAUUAUUAUGCUAAGUUAUACAUUUAAUUUUAAUUUUACUUUUUUCUAUUUAAAUUAUAUUCUUUGAACUUGAAAAUAUUUUACUGAAAAGUAAAU